This is a messenger RNA of Tripterygium wilfordii, 2135 nucleotides long. RefSeq names its product bifunctional riboflavin biosynthesis protein RIBA 1, chloroplastic-like. The transcript is spliced from 7 exons. NCBI's taxonomy places the organism in Eukaryota, Viridiplantae, Streptophyta, Magnoliopsida, Celastrales, Celastraceae. Gene Ontology annotation, biological process: riboflavin biosynthetic process. The coding region runs from base 199 to 1845 and encodes 548 amino acids. Gene Ontology annotation, cellular component: chloroplast. Gene Ontology annotation, molecular function: GTP cyclohydrolase II activity; 3,4-dihydroxy-2-butanone-4-phosphate synthase activity. The record is from RefSeq and is a predicted model, not a curated record.
UCCACAUCCACUGGUCAACAGACUAUCCGAGUUUGGUUUCUCGUUCUCCAAAAACCGCAGUGGCGGACAAGUUUCUAUCGUAUCCAACAAAAACCAUUAUUUCGGCACGGCAGAGUCUAUCUUCACCGUUGUAUCGGAAGUGUUGCUUUUGCAGCCGCUCCAAAGAGCAGAACGUGAAGGACCUUGAGCUUAAUUAGCAUGGCUUCGAUUAGUUUCUACUGUUCUUCGAUGCCUCUCUCACGCAUGCGGUAUGGUGGCCUGCGUUACCUUAAUCAGCUUCCCAUCUCAUCUGGUAACAAUUUCGAUCUGCUCUCAAGUAUUGUAACGAACAAAUUGUGCUUUAAUUUUAAGAGAAAUGGUAUAGCUAGAGCUGCACUGAUUUCUGGAGAAGGUGACAUCUUGGCGCAUCCCAAUAGUGUUGCAGAACAGAAUGCCUGCAUCAAAGAACAGCUGGUCCAGCCUACUGGGAUUGAGAGACAAGCCGAUGAAAUUGCUUUCGGAACACUUGCAGCUGAAAUCAGUCCAACAUCUACUAAAUUCUACACGAAUGAUGAUGAUGAAUAUGACCUGGAUCGCCCUACUCCAGGAUUUGCUUCCAUCCCUGAAGCCAUUGAGGACAUUCGCCAGGGCAAAUUAGUUAUUGUUGUAGAUGAUGAAGACAGAGAAAAUGAGGGAGACCUAAUAAUGGCAGCGUCAAAGGUGACACCUGAAACUAUGGCAUUUAUAGUCAAGCAUGGAACUGGAAUAGUUUGUGUGAGCAUGAAAGAAGAAGAUCUAGAGAGGUUGGAACUUCCGUUGAUGGUUACGCAUCGGGAAAAUGAGGAGAAGCUUCGUACAGCAUUUACUGUGACUGUGGAUGCAAAACAUGGCACCACUACUGGUGUCUCGGCUCAUGAUAGGGCAACAACGGUGUUGGCCCUUGCUUCUAAAGAUUCAAAACCUGGAGAUUUCAAUCGUCCAGGUCAUAUUUUCCCCUUGAAGUACAGAGAGGGUGGGGUUUUGAAAAGAGCUGGACACACAGAAGCUUCUGUUGAUCUUUCUGUGUUGGCUGGAUUAGAGCCUGUUGCAAUUUUAUGUGAGGUUGUGGAUGAUGAUGGCUCCAUGGCUAGAUUACCUAAACUUCGUCAAUUUGCGCUGGCAGAAAACUUGAAAAUCGUUUCUAUUGCAGACCUAAUCAGGUAUCGGAGAAAAAGAGAUAGAUUAGUGGAGCUGGCUGCUGCUGCACCAAUACCAACAAUGUGGGGCCCAUUCAAAGCAUACUGUUAUAGGUCAUUCCUGGAUGGAAUUGAGCAUAUUGCAAUGGUUAAAGGAGAAAUAUUGGAUGGGCAGAACAUUCUUGUGAGGGUACAUUCUGAAUGCCUCACUGGAGACAUAUUUGGUUCGGCCAGAUGCGACUGCGGUAACCAAUUGGCACUUGCAAUGAAGCAAAUUGAGGCUGCUGGCAGAGGCAUAUUAAUAUAUUUGCGAGGUCAUGAAGGUAGAGGAAUUGGUUUAGGACACAAGCUCCGUGCAUACAACCUGCAGGACGAUGGCCGUGACACAGUUGAAGCCAAUGAGGAGCUGGGACUACCUGUUGAUGCUCGAGAAUAUGGAAUUGGUGCACAGAUUUUACGAGAUUUGGGUGUCCGUACAAUGAAGCUGAUGACAAAUAAUCCUGCAAAAUAUGUGGGGCUCAAAGGUUAUGGCCUGGAAAUUGCUGGAAGGGUGCCCUUACUGACACCAAUAACGACGGAAAACCAGCGGUAUCUGGAGACCAAACGCAAAAAAAUGGGACAUGUAUAUGGUUCAGAUCCCAACGGCAGCAUAAACAGUAACGAAUACGAUAAUUCAAGCAGUAGUGGCUAAUCAAAUGGAUCAUCCAACAGUCAAGCAGGUCUGGUCCCCCUCUCCCACCCCAAUUUGUUCAUGAGAAAUGAUACUAUUUACAGCUCCAUUUGUUCUCUAUCAUUCUUCAUUGACCUUUUCUGUUUUUUGUUUUUAUAUCUAUUCAUUUCCUUUGGAACUGUACACAGUUGUAGGAAAAUCUUUGAUUUGUCUGACUAGGACAUAUUGCUGUGUGAAGUUAGUAUGACUGAGAUGUGUUGUCUUAACAUUUCCCCUUUAAAACAGUUGAUCCAAGAUUUGGUUAUUCGUUA